AGAGAGAGAGAAAGAGAGAGACGAGAAGGGACUCAAUAGAGGUCAUUGACCCCAAGCAAUAAAGAUAAUGCUCGGACAAAGUCAUUCGCGAGAAAUUAUAUACCAUCAUUGAACUUUACAUCGCGAAUAAGCACGGAUCUAUUCGGUGGUCUAACAUGAUUGCUACGCGAAAUAAAAUCGAAAUAAUUAUUAUUUCUUUGAUAUUAUUUUCGGUAUUAGCUUGUCAUGUGGUAUCGACCCUCGAAAUUAAUAAUGCCGAAACGUCUAUCCAAAAACGAGUGACAUUAUCCAACGACCUUGAAAAGAAAAAAGAAGAAAAUUUGGGUUCCCGAAAAGGAUGGAAAAAAAUCAAGGAAUUCGUUCACAGAAAAAAUCAAUUAGGAUUUUCCGAGGGUUAUUCAAAGAACGAUUAUGCAAUUAGAAAAGAAGAGGAUGAAUUGGUGACGAAAUACGACGAAAUAAAUCAUCUGAGAUCGGAUAAGAUCGAAGAAAGUGAAAUUAAUAUAAAGGACAAUUGGAAGAAAUAUUUCUUAGUUUUCACAGAUAAUGGUAAACCUCGUAAAAAUAUAUCAAAUUCGAUGGAAGAAAAAUUGACGAAUAGAAUCAAUCGAAAUAUCAACGAAGAAAAUAUUUCGAACGAAUUAACUUUGAACAGAAACGUACGAGCUAUUAAUACGACGGAUUAUUAUGCUCAGAGAAAGGCAGUUAUGGAUAAAUUUCAUGCUCGUCAGCGUGAAAUAGCAACGAAAUAUGGUAAACGUUACUAUAACAAUUCGAGUUCAAGAAUCGUUCAUAGAAACAAUCAAACGUUAGACGAAAGUAAUAAAACGUUUAAAAAUAGGAACGAUCCGAAUUUGGAUAUAUUUAAAGUUGCUUCCAACACUUCUUCAUACGAAUCGAAAUUAAAGAAUAUAAAAAUUAAUCAGAAUAAAGAAAAUCUUAAGAAUGUAAAAUCUGAGAUCGAUGGGAACAUUUUAAGAGAUAUCACGAAUUAUACCUUACCUAUUAUUCGUAAUUGUACGAACAUCACUUUACACGGUUCUUAUUCGAAACAAACACGAAACAAAUUGACAUUAUCUUGUACGAAUAAAGAAAACGAGUUGAUUGUUAAAAGAACUAACGAAUCUCCUCCAUCCAGACCAAACAGAGCUAUCGAUGGAAAUCUAGUAUGGGGCACGUGCAACGGUACAUUGGUUUAUCAACACAACUUGUUGCUGAACUUAAAAGGACCGUCCAAUCUCGAAGCUAUCUUUGAAGUUACCAUUGAUGGACCACUUUGUAUAACUUGCGUCAAAGUACUUCCAAUCAAUAAUACUGAAGAAAAUGUCUCUAAGGAAUCAGGUGGACCAGAUCAUAGAUACGUCAAACUCAAAUUCAAAGGUCCCGAGAACAAAGGGUUCUCGUAUACGAUCAAAGUUUGGGCCGUGACGAAGAAAAACGAUACUUGCGGCUGA
Messenger RNA from Vespula vulgaris, 1454 nucleotides. RefSeq lists its product as uncharacterized. The transcript has 2 exons. Bases 156 to 1454 code for a protein of 432 amino acids. The record is from RefSeq and is a predicted model, not a curated record. Lineage: Eukaryota; Metazoa; Arthropoda; Insecta; Hymenoptera; Vespidae.